AUGAUAAACAGUGACUAUAACCCUUCUCGUCUUGAAGCAGUGGUUGAAGCAGCUGGGUCUAUUGCUAACUCCACUCUCCACGCUCGACACGAAAACACAAUCGGACUAAUUUCACUCUGUCUGUCCAGAACCGUCCAAACGCCUCUCAUCGGCCUAGAAUUAUCGUAUUUGUGGGUAGUCUCAUCACCGACACGGAGAAUGAGAUUCUCCAAUGAUGAGACCAGUCAUUUACUUCACGUUCCACCUUCCAGAAAUGUGAAAGAAGCGGUUCAUUCCUCUCCGAUAAUGAUCCAACGACCUGAAGGAAUGUCUUCCAAUAUGGAAUUGGAGGAUGACCCCGAUUUGAUGAUGGCUAUCCGAGCCUCCAUGAUGGAUCAGCAAACUAGUUUUGCUGUGAAAGAAAUAGAAUCCAUGUUAAACUGCAAUCAUGAAAAUGUAGUCAAAUACUACACAUCGUUUGUUGUGGAGGAAGAAUUGUGGAUUGUCAUGCAGUUGUGUGACAGAGGCUCACUGCUUGAUCACAUAAAAAUGAGAAUAAAAUCUGGCAAGUACACUCAAAGUGGAAUUUUGGAUGAAAUCACAAUCGCAACUGUGCUUCGUGAAGUGCUGAAGGGAGUCGAAUAUAUACACAACUCCCACGAAAUUCAUAGGUUUUUGUUUUUUCUUAUUUUUAGGGACAUUAAGGCAGCGAAUAUUCUCCUAGGGGCAGAUGGAUCGGUCAUUUUGGCCGAUUUUGGGGUCACUGCCAUUGUUAACAACAAUUUUGACAACCGAGAUCAGUCUAGACAUACCUUUGUGGGGACUCCGUGUUGGAUGGCUCCAGAAAUUAUGCAACAAUCCGACGGAUACAACGAGAAAGUCGAUAUUUGGAGUUUGGGGAUCACCACAAUUGAAAUGGCCACAGGAGUUGCCCCCUACCACAAAUUUCCGCCAUUGAAGGUGUUGAUGCUCACUUUACGGAAUGAUCCGCCCACUCUCGAGACAUGUGUCGACUUUCCCGACCGUUUCAAAUGUUACUCCAAGGUGUUUAGAAAAUUUAUUGGGGAUUGUCUUCAGAAGGAUCAUUCCAAGAGGUACCAUGAUUUUACAUUUAGAUUAUCUGCCAAGAAUCUCCUCAAACAUGAGCUACUAAAGAAGGCCAGAGAUAAGGCACAUAUUUUCAAGUCAUUUGAGUUGGAUUGUCCACUUUCGCUUACUUUCAAAGUACUCUUUUUCUCACUAUUUAAGUCCUCUGAUUCCAAAUUCCCCACAAAUCAAGAAAACGAGGCUACAUGGACUUUUUCAGAUGGGGCUGAGGUGUGUGAGUCGACUAUUUCAUCCAAUUCUCCAUUAGUGGGUGUUCCAUCAGUCAUUAACUUUAUUCUCCGUAUUCGGUUGAGUAGAAUGAGUGAUGUGGUAGGAAUGAGGACUUUGAGUUGAGGGACAUUCGAUUUG
This is a messenger RNA of Octopus sinensis (East Asian common octopus), 1434 nucleotides long. Its product is annotated as serine/threonine-protein kinase OSR1-like. NCBI's taxonomy places the organism in Eukaryota, Metazoa, Mollusca, Cephalopoda, Octopoda, Octopodidae. Gene Ontology annotation, biological process: protein phosphorylation. The record is from RefSeq and is a predicted model, not a curated record. Gene Ontology annotation, molecular function: protein kinase activity; ATP binding.